CAACCCCAACCCCAACCCCAACCCCCAUAUCAAUAAACAUAGCAUCUGCCCCCUUUCCCAACAUCCCCCAGCUCCCAACUCACUAAUUUCUAUCUCUCCCUCUCUCUGCAAUUGAAAAGCUGAAUCCAUGAAGCAAAUCCUUCACUCUAGUACUCUCCUCCUCUUCCUUGUGUUUCUCAUCUUCUCCUCUUCCUCAAAGUCAUCUGCUCGACUGCUAAUAACCAAACAAGGAGAAGAAGGGGUAAAGCUAAAAGAACUGAUUAAUGGAGUUUCCCUUUUAGAGAUGGAAGGCAAUGAUUCUUUCGAGCAGCUGAUGGGUGUGGAGGAUUGUGAAAAUGGAGAUGAAGAAUGCCUGAAGAGAAGGAUUAUUUCAGAGGCUCACUUGGACUACAUCUACACACAGCACCAUAAGCCUUGAGGCUGCCUCUUGGGAGGACUAUACAAGUUCAAUGGCUUCAUUGUAAACUGAAAUCUAUCCUCCUAGAAUUCUAGAGGAUCUGCUAUUUGGGGGUUCUUUUUAACCAACUAUCACAGUAUGACAAUCAUUACAGGCGGUUCAGGGUAGUGUUUAGUUUUUAAUAUAGAAGGUAACUAUUACACCUAAGUAUAGAUAUGACUGGCUUGUGUUGGUAUGCUUUUGUUAUAAUGAGUGAUCCUACUAAGGUUUCUACUUUUUACUGCCUAGAAUUCUUUCCAUGUUGAAAUGAAGGAAUGGGUGAGUUGCUUGCAAGGACAAGUGGCUUAUAUAACCUAGAUUCACUAUAGAGAGAUGCUGGGGAUAAAACUGAAGUUUGGAAAGGCAUAUAAUCUAUUGAAGGAUGCUUCCCUUCCAGAAUGA
This is a messenger RNA of Vitis riparia (riverbank grape), 838 nucleotides long. Its product is annotated as putative phytosulfokines 6. Lineage: Eukaryota; Viridiplantae; Streptophyta; Magnoliopsida; Vitales; Vitaceae. Gene Ontology annotation, biological process: cell population proliferation. The record is from RefSeq and is a predicted model, not a curated record. Gene Ontology annotation, cellular component: extracellular region. The transcript has 3 exons. Bases 128 to 418 code for a protein of 96 amino acids. Gene Ontology annotation, molecular function: growth factor activity.